Molecule: messenger RNA, 1178 nt
Organism: Neoarius graeffei (lesser salmon catfish)
Lineage: Eukaryota; Metazoa; Chordata; Actinopteri; Siluriformes; Ariidae
Product: cytosolic sulfotransferase 3-like
Exons: 8
Coding region: 107-1012 (301 amino acids)
Biological process (GO): sulfation
Cellular component (GO): cytoplasm
Molecular function (GO): sulfotransferase activity
Source: RefSeq, a predicted model, not a curated record
GAGAGAGAGAGUAAGCACUCUUCUGUGAUACAUACAGUACAAGAGGAGACUCUUAAGAAAAAGCAAGUCUGCAAUAAGAAGAACAUUUUGUUCAACUUUGUUCAACAUGGAAGGAUUUGAUGUUUCUUUGAUGAAAUCAGUGAGUCGGCCAGAACUGAUUGAAUUUGAAGGCAUACAUAUGAGUCAUUAUUUCACUGACAACUGGGAGAAUAUUCAGAAUUUCCAGGCAAGACCAGAUGACAUCCUAAUUGCUACUUAUCCCAAAGCAGGGACCACCUGGGUGUCCUAUAUCUUGGACCUUCUCUAUUUCGGCAAUAUAGCACCUGAGCGUCAGACCUCAAUGCCCAUCCACGUCAGAGUGCCUUUCCUAGAGUCAUUCUUCCCUGGGAUACCGUCAGGGGUUGAAUUGGCAGAGAAAUUAACCACCACACCACGACUCAUUAAAACUCAUCUACCUGUUCAGUUGGUGCCCAAGUCCUUCUGGGAACAGAACUGCAAGGUUGUCUAUGUAGGUCGCAAUGCCAAGGACAAUGCUGUGUCUUAUUUCCACUUUGAGCGCAUGAACAAGGGACAGCCUGAACCAGGAGACUGGAACACCUACAUCCAGACAUUCAUGGAAGGAAAGAAGGUGUUUGGACCUUGGUACGAUCACGUGUGUGGCUACUGGAAGAAGAAACAGACAUACUCUAAUCUUCACUACAUGUUCUUUGAGGAUAUGGUGGAGGAUACAGGACGUGAGGUGGAGCGCUUGUGCUCUUUUUUAGGUUUAUCUACACCAAUAGAAGAAAGGGAGAGGAUUACAAAGUCCACGCACUUCGAUGCCAUGAAGCAAAAUAACAUGACCAACUAUUCUACUGUCCCAAUCAUGGAUUUUACAGUCUCACCAUUCAUGCGCAAAGGUAAAGUUGGCGACUGGAAGAAUCACUUCACUGUGGCUCAGAAUGAGAAGUUUGAUGAACACUACAAGCAAAAGAUGAAGAACACAAAUUUACAGUUCCGCACAGAGAUUUAGGACCUCAUGAGGCCUCAUAAUUUAAAUGUGAAUGUUAAUCCAAUUUAUUCAAGGGCAACCUUGUCCACAUGUAUUUUUCAUGCAGCACACACUGUAUGUGAUAUUAUGAGACAUUUUUGUAAUACUGAGAUUUAUAAUACUGAUUCAAAUAAAUCUUUUGAUUAAA